Chondrus crispus (carragheen) is the source of this 1314-nucleotide messenger RNA. RefSeq lists its product as hypothetical. Lineage: Eukaryota; Rhodophyta; Florideophyceae; Gigartinales; Gigartinaceae. The record is from RefSeq and is a predicted model, not a curated record. The transcript is spliced from 2 exons. The coding region runs from base 1 to 1314 and encodes 437 amino acids.
AUGUCUGCUGCUCGUGCUUUCCUUGAUGAAGGUGUAGAAAAUGAUGCAGAGGACUACGCAGCAGCUCUUUGGCUACAUAUGGUAAGCCUCUGUACUGAUGGGGAGACAAAGGGAAGUCAUGGCGGAUCUACUCCUGGAAAGGCUGGGAACAUUAAACGCGAUUUCCAUGGGGCACACAAGCACUAUAUGGUCAAAUACUUCUGGCCAAGCGACAUGAUGCGACCAGCAUUUGAAAGGCGAUUCCGUAUGCCUCGCGAUGUCUUCAAUAGUGUAUUGGAAGUCACAGUCGCACACUCAGAAUAUUUGCGAAAGGGUCUUCGCCCUGAUGCGCUUGGCAGGAUGGGGAUCAGUCCCCUUCUUAAAGUCAUCUGUGCGAUGUAUCAGCUUUCAUAUGGGAUACCAGCUGAUCUUGCUGAUGACCUGUUUGAAGUUUCAGAGACGACUGCUUCCCUCUGCUUGACAGAGUUCUGUUCGGCGGUGGUUGAUGGUUUUAGGUCGGAAUAUUUACGACAACCUACACAAGAGGACCUGGGACGAAUAGAGCGCAGGUUUGCAGCGGUUGGAUUUCCAGGGUGUAUUGGUUGCCUCGACUGCGCUGGUUGGGACUGGAGAAACUGUCCGAAAGCGUUGCAGGGAGCCAUGAUAGGGAAAGAUGGAACGCCAACGCUGCGUAUGGAGGUAAUCUGUGACCUGGAUCUCUGGAUUUGGUCGUUUCAGUUUGGUCUACCAGGAGUUCUAAAUGACCUCAACAUACUUGAGGUGAGCGAGCACUUCUCACAAGUCCUCAAUGGUCGGUUUCCACCGGUUGAACCGUCAUACAGCAUAGACGGUAAGGUUUUCAACUGGUUCUACUAUUUGACUGACGGCAUCUAUCCGUGCUGGAAGAUAUUUGUCAAGAGUCUGUCAACCCCGUCGUCUAGAAAGGAGAAAUUGUACUGCAAGCUUCAGGAAGGUGUUAGAAAGUGUGUCGAGCGUGUUUUUGGUGUGUUGUUCAGACGCUUUAAGCUUCUGUAUUUUGCGUGCGAGCUGUGGAGUGUGGAAAGAAUGAAGACUAUUGCCGAGGCUGCAGUGAUUCUCCAUAAUCAAAUUGUUGAAGCUCGACGGGACUCGUACUGCAGCGAUGGUGCUGGUGGACUGAGCGCAAAUUUCAACUCGGAUGACGACGAAACGGACAUGGUGAUAGAAAGCGUUGGGGCGAUGAGAAUCUUGGAAACAAUGUCACUUGCUUCAGAAGGUAUCAAGGUGAAAGGGUUGCAUCGCAAGCUCGUAACGGCACUCAUAGAACAUGUUUGGAGCUUUCACGGCUCAAGUUAG